AUGCAUCGACGGGCAGACUCCAAGCGAGGCUUGGGCUCUUCUGGCGCAAGUCAGGCUCCUCAUGUUGGCGGUGAAUGGAAGGGGUCCAGCAGGAGCGACGCAAACGGCUAUGGCUAUGGCUACAGCGACUCCCCCAAUGCCACUUCAAGCCGGACAAUACUGGGUCGAGACGCUUCGCAAGAUUUUCCCCGCGCUCCCUCGGCUUGGGCGCAGGACAGGACCAGAUACGAUCAUGCUUCUGGAUCUACGCAUGUCGCUGGGCUCGAACAGCGCAGCGCAGCGGGCGCAGGAUAUUUUGCAAGUCACUCAAACGGCGCUGCAAUUUCCGAUGUGGACCUCACCAGACCUGCAGUGCGCCAUGCCGAGGGCGAAUGGGAGAGGGGAGGCACGACGCCGGGCAUUCACGUAUCGGAUGCAAAUGGCGUCAUGGGAGACUAUGGGAUGCACAAUGCGCAUCGGCACUCGACCUCCGGAGAGCAGCAGGAUCAAGCAGGUGGAUGGAAUGCUAUCGCCUCCAAAGCUGGGCCGCUUUCGCCUCCUGAGCCGAGGAGGGGAGGUAGGACUGGGAGCUACGUGUCGGGCAUAGACAGACCUCCCACGACCAUCUCUUUUGACGAUGACGAGUGGGCUUCGCAGUAUGACGACGAGCGAAGGAACAAGGACGUGAAGGCGCCUUCGAGCGGUGCUGCUGCCGCGUUCUAUGGCAGUAGAUCACAACAGGGCGUCGGAGCAGGAGGAGGUGGAUCCAGAUUGGAACCUUCGCGAUCCAUCAUGACGCACCCGACCAUGGGCACGCGAGGCCAAGGAACGCGCACUGCGCUAGGCAUGGCUUCCUCCUCGCGUGCAUCGCGUUACUUUGGCUGGUUUCCGCGAAGUCUUCCCAUCCAGCUCUUUCUGCUCGUCACGCUUCUAGAGUCGACGGUGGACAUUUCCAUAGAAGCUGUCUUGCUCAGUCGCUUCCAAUCGCAAGAAGGGAGCAUCGUGGGACCCGGUGCGGAUGGCAGACAACCUGCUCUGCCAGUAUUCGUCAUGGUCUUUUGCUUGGCUCACGUUUAUCAGAGCGCACUCGCCGUCGAUGCUGUCGUCAAUAGGAACUCUAUUCUCGUCUUUGGACUGGUACUAUUCAACAUUGCUUUCUUCGUCUAUUCCUUGAUACAGAUCUCUGAGAUCCGUCAAGUGUUGGGCACAGGCGUGGUAGAAGGAUCGGGUCAGACUGUGCCCGUUCAGGUCCUGACGACGGCCAUCCCGGUCAUCGUGGGCACUUCUGCGGGCGUGCUGAGCGUCUUGAGCUGGUACAUCUACAGAGACUUUGGCUGGGAAGUCUAUAGGAACAUUGUAGGCGCGGAUAGGGAUUUGAAGAGAGCGCACAUGAAUUAUCAGGUCUUUGUCGCACUUUUGAUGUUGGAGGGCCACGAUGCAGAGUACUGGCUGACCGUCAUAGCGGUGCCCUUUUCACUCGUCAUUUUGGGCUUUGCUUGGUACUGCGCUAGGAGGGAACUCAAGUGGGGCAUGGUUGUCUUUAUGAGCUUGAUUCUUUGUGCUGGGGCUUAUUUCACAUACAAGCUUUUCCGAAUCUGGCAAGGCCGGAAGGGGGCGUACCUGGAGGUGUACAAAAGCUUGACAGUGUUCUCCGUGCUGGCUAUUGCGCUAGUGCUGGCGACAGUCUGGUCGGCCAUGAUGUGUUUGCGAAAAUUCAACUGUGGUCUACGCAACGCCAUCGACCGGGCAGCUCUGGAGCGCAAAAAGUCCUCUUCAGGUCAUGCGGGACCGCUGUACGGCCCAAAUGGGAGCAACGAAGCUCAGAGGCAGAACAGCAAAUCCGCAGCUAGCUACUUGUCGCGCAAGUUUAGCAAGGCUACCACGCUCGACAACUUUGGCGCUGCUGCUGCUACUGGUGCUGCUGGUCCUGAUCAUGGCAAAGCGGGCAUGCACGAACUGAACAGUCGGAGCGAUGUGCAGCUGCCCAUGCAGCAAAUGCAAAAGACGAACCGGCUAAGUCUGGAUUGA
This is a messenger RNA of Ceraceosorus guamensis, 2007 nucleotides long. RefSeq lists its product as hypothetical. The transcript has 7 exons. Bases 1 to 2007 code for a protein of 668 amino acids. Gene Ontology annotation, cellular component: Golgi apparatus. The record is from RefSeq and is a predicted model, not a curated record. Lineage: Eukaryota; Fungi; Basidiomycota; Exobasidiomycetes; Ceraceosorales; Ceraceosoraceae.